CGACUGCAUUGUCCGAUUGAGACCAGCAUGGUAUUCUCCAACAGACAAUGAAGGAUAUACGACACCUUUCUACGUAUAUUACUGAGAGAUAUAUUCGGUUUUAAACUAUAUAAACCAGCGAGAUAGAGAGAGUACGGCAGCUAAGAAAACAUGUUCCCGCGAGACUUUGCGUGGGGAGCGGCAACAUCUGCGUACCAAAUAGAAGGUGGAUGGCAAACCGAUGGAAAGGGACCAAGCAUUUGGGACACAUUUUGUCAUGGAAAAGGUCGAGUUUUUGGAAAUCAAAAUGGAGAUGUGGCCUGUAACAGCUAUGAGCUGUGGGAGAAAGACCUGGAAUGCAUCCAACAGCUUGGCCUGACGCACUAUCGCCUGUCUCUGUCUUGGGCACGCCUCCUGCCUGAUGGGACAACGCAAAAUGUCAACCAGAGAGGUGUGCAGUACUAUAACAGAGUGAUAGAUGACUUGCUGGCAUGCAAUAUAUCUCCAAUGGUCACUCUGUACCACUUUGACCUGCCCCAAGCAAUUCAAGACCUUGGAGGAUGGAAAUCACCUGAUAUAGCAACUCUCUUUGAUAACUACGCCAAGUUUUGCUUCCAGACGUUUGGGGAUCGGGUCAAACUCUGGAUCACCAUCAAUGAGCCACAAGUUUGUGCCAAACUAGGUCACGAAGUUGGUAUCCAUGCCCCGGGGUUGAAAGAAAAAGGCACCGCUGCUUACCUGGUGGGGCACAACAUGCUGCGAGCUCACGCCAUGGCUUGGCACAGCUACAGCUCCACGUACAGGAUAACGCAGAAUGGUGCAGUGUCUUUGGCCCUCAACAGCGACUGGCUUGAGCCUUUAGAGCCAGGUCGUAGUGAGGACGUCACCUCUGCUGAACGUGACCUCAUCUUCACUCUGGGGUGGUUUGCCUGGCCUGUGUUUGUUACCGGAGAUUAUCCAGAAUUGAUGAGAUUUUCCAUAGAAACUCAGUCCAAGAUGAUGGGAUACAGUGAUGACUUGAGGCUCCCCAGGUUUUCAAUCGAUGACCCUCCCAUUUUAGGAACUGCUGACUUCUUUGCACUGAACUAUUACACAUCCCGGAAGGUCAAGUCAGGCGGAUGCAACGAUCAGAUGUUGAGUAUGAAGAGGGACUUGGAUGCAGAAGAGGUUUUAGAUCCAUCCUGGCCCAUUUGUGGGGUGUCAUGGUUGGCUGUUGUCCCAAAUGGCUUAAGGAAACUUCUUAAAUAUAUAAAGGAUGUCUUCAACAACCCGACAAUCUACAUUACGGAGAAUGGUUUCGCUCAGGUCGGCCGGCUGCAAAUUGAGGAUGUUGAACGAUGCAAGUUUUACAAAAGCACCAUUUUGGAAGUGGCUAAAGCUGGAGGCCAUUUUCCUCGCAUCCUGAAUUUGUGCCCCCACCACUAACAGCACAUUAUACAAGUGGAUAAACGCCUUACAGUGGCACACCCGACACUUCGGAGCGCUGUCGCCACUUCCUGCAGUGGUGUAAGAAGCAUGACAUUGGAGUUAUAAGAAGAUGCUGUGGGAGAGAGACCUUUUCGUGAUUGAUGGAUUUUGGUGGCAGAGACAAAACUGAGGGGGGGUUAAAGCUACCAGGCCUCGAAGACCUAAUGCCAGUCCCAUACUGAGAGCCUUGUAGAAGCAGAGAGAAUAAACGGAAAGGAAGACAAUUUAAGUCCUUUGUUUUAAGUCCCCUCCCUCAGGGAGAGCAGAUGACCCUGCUAAUGACUGUCAAAACUCCCAACUCCCUUGAGUGUGAUGGUGCUGCGCUGUGGGAGGGGGUUCACAGACCUGCCUGAAAAAUUGAAAGCUCCUGGAAUAUUCAGCCCUCCUUGGGCGCUCCGCUGGGGGUGCAGAUUCAGAGAUUGGUAUUCUGGGUGGGAAAUGUGCAUGGUGGGUAAACUCAGCAGUGAUAGCGAUGGAAAACCCCCCCUCUGAGCGGUGUGUGUGUGUGUGUGUUGUGGUGACCAUUCAUCCUAAUGCUGUGUUUCAUGAGAAAACUUCAGGAGCGUAUAUGCGUGCAAAAGCAGGGAAGCAACUUUAUAAAACCUUUAGAGCUGAGGUGACCAUACCUAUUAGACUGGAUGGUUAACAGAUUUGGACGCAAGCAGAGAGACUCGUGGCGUGGACAUGCCUCCAUGCUCCCAAACCCCAAAUACAGAAAAUCAUCAAUAAAGACUAAAAUUUUCAUAAAUUUAAGAAAA
This is a messenger RNA of Xiphophorus maculatus (southern platyfish), 2204 nucleotides long. RefSeq names its product cytosolic beta-glucosidase-like (gene gba3). NCBI's taxonomy places the organism in Eukaryota, Metazoa, Chordata, Actinopteri, Cyprinodontiformes, Poeciliidae. The record is from RefSeq and is a predicted model, not a curated record. The coding region runs from base 151 to 1404 and encodes 417 amino acids. Gene Ontology annotation, biological process: carbohydrate metabolic process. The transcript has 5 exons. Gene Ontology annotation, molecular function: hydrolase activity, hydrolyzing O-glycosyl compounds.